This is a messenger RNA of Loxodonta africana (African savanna elephant), 3867 nucleotides long. RefSeq names its product leucine rich repeat containing 53 (gene LRRC53). The record is from RefSeq and is a predicted model, not a curated record. The transcript is spliced from 5 exons. Lineage: Eukaryota; Metazoa; Chordata; Mammalia; Proboscidea; Elephantidae. Gene Ontology annotation, cellular component: plasma membrane. Gene Ontology annotation, molecular function: protein binding.
AUGCUUCGACUGGUGGCAGCCUGCCCUGCAUCAUGCGCAGUGUGCGCUAAAGAAAAAAAACCUAUAUAUAUAAAAAAAAAAUAUGGUCUUCUCAAAGCUAUUUUAAAGCCUUCAGAGUCUGUGCUUUUCUUCUCCACAGCAGCCCCCGUGACCACAAGGGUUUUAAUCAUCACCGAUGGAUACCUCUCCUCUGUAGAGAACACAAACCUGUCCCUCCUGUUUAACCUUGCCCUGCUCUCCUAGAGCAGGAAUGGCAUCAGGGACGUGCGGGAGGAUGCCCUGCAUGGCCUCACAAAGUUGUGGACAUUGUUGCUGGAACACAACCACAUAUCCAGCUCUUCGCUCUCUGAACACACCUUCAGCAAGCUCCACAGCCUGCAGGUGCUGGUACUUAGCAACAAUGCUCUGAACACUUUGCAAGUGUCCUGGUUUCGAAACACUAGGGCCCUGACCCGGCUCCAGCUGGAUGGGAAUCAGAUCACCAAUCUGACAGACAAUUCUUUUGGAGGCACACAUCUCCCCAGUCUCAGGUACCUGGAUUUAUCUAACAAUUUUAUUUCCUACAUUGGGAAAGAUGCCUUCCAGUCUCUGCCUCAACUGCAAGAAGUGGAUCUUUCCCGAAAUCAGUUGGCCCACAUGCCAGAUGUUUUCACACCACUGAAGCAGCUAAUAUUUCUGAGCUUAAAUAAGAACCAGUGGAGCUGCACUUGUGAUCUCCACCCCCUUGCCAGGGUUUUAAGAAACUACAUUAACUCUUCUGCUCACACGCUCAGGAAUGCCAAGGACCUAAAUUGCCAGCCAUCCACCACAGCUAUGACCACUGCAAAGAGCGUGCUAAGGCUGUCUGAGAUAAACUGCGAUGCCAAGGCUCCCAACCACACUAUGGUUCUAAAGGACAGAAGUCCCAUUCUCCCAGGGCAGGAUGUGACCCUGCUGACUGUCCUUGGCUUUGCAGGAGCUGUUGGUCUCACUUGCCUAGGUUUAGUUGUAUUAAACUGGAAACUCCAAAAAGGCAAAGCAAAUGAACACACAUCAGAAAACCUUUGUUGCAGAACCUUUGAUGAAUCCCUGUGUGCUCAUGAGGCAAGAAAUCACCGCACUAAGCUAUACUGUAACUGCCACCUAACUCAGGAAAACAGGAUAAAGGUCAUGUCCAUUGUGGGGGCCAGAAAAGAAAUGCCACUUUUACAGGAAAACAGCCAUCAAGCAACAUUGGCACCAGAGUCCACAGCCCUUGACAGAUCAUUUAGAAACCUGAAAGGGAAGGACCAUGGGGCAGACAACAGUUCCUUCUGCCUCGAUGGAAGAUUGCUGCGGUCAGGAUGUACAGAGACUUCUGGGGAUAAGGUAGCUUUUAAUGAACCAACCUUACUUACAAGAUGUUGUCCAGAGAGAGUGAAAAAGCUGAGGAAUUGUGAGCCUGGGGAAGUCCAACCUCAAACCCUGUCACAGCAUGUAACAAGAACAAUAGAUAUCAGCAGUGACACAUUUAGUAGAAGAUAUGCAACAUCCGCUUCAGCCUUGGCAAAAGAAAGUCUUGAAAAGCAUUUAACAAAUGAAUCAUGGCAGCCUCCAAUAGAAAAAGAAGACAAUGCCUUACAACCUCACAGGCAGAGACAUUUGAUUACAAGCUCAUCAUCCAAGCCUUUUGAGCCUGAGGAACACUAUGGACAAAAGAUCACACAAAAACAUAGAUUAAAAUAUGAUGAUCCCUGUGGACUGUUAAAAUGGAGCAGGCCUACGUAUUUUCAGCCAUACAAUUCUCUUAUCUGCAAAUAUGUGCCCUGUGAUCAAUUUCAAGAUUAUGUGAAAGAAAAGAAGCCACGCUGUAGAUACUAUUCAAAGCCUGAGAAAUGGCAAAUCCAAACUAACAGUGCAAUAGAAAAAUUCCUUACGAGAGAGGACAACGUAGAAUUAUCAGGGUUAUCUGCAAAAGCCAAGAAAACAUAUUCCCCAAAGAGAGUUAGUUUCCAAGAUCCUGAGUUAGUAGGAAAAGGUAGACUGGUGAUGUCACCUAAAACAGCAACCCAUUGGAAACAGCAGAAAAAUCAAAGUAACCAACGGACCAGCUUGGAUCUCAAAAAACAUAGCAACCUUUGGGAGAGAAAUGCAAGAGGAAAAUGGUUUACUACUGAUGAGCAGCUUCUGAAAAAGAAGAGAAUCAAUCCAUCUGACCUCAAAGGGAAAAUUAAAGGACACAAUUUAAGGAUAAAAUUAAAUUUACAUCCUUUUAGAAAAGUCAGAGUCCAUCCAGAACAGCCCUCUCCAGAGCUCCAAGGUAAAUGCAAGCAUGCAUUGUUGUCUCCUAAGAAAUUAUCCAAAGCUUCUGAGAAAAAAGCCAAAAUAAACCUUGUGUCCUCUGCAGAUUUUCCCCAACAGCCAGAGAAGGACGGCUACAUUAGACUCAUUUCAAAGAGGCUGCCUCUCAAACAUGCCCCAAAGCAGAUACCAUCUUACCAAAAAAACACUAAAAAUGUACCUCUGCUCAGUGCUGAUAACUUGUCUGUGGUCAGCCAGAGCUCUAUGGAAGGCAAGUGUCACCCUACUGGUCACAUUCCUGAUAUAAACCCCUCAACACUGCCUCUGCCCACACUCAUCGUAACUGAGCACAGGCAUUCCUACCCCCAGCUCUCACGUGAGCAAAUGGAAGCAACUCACCUGGCACUGGAAGUUCCUGGCCAUUCACUAGCUACUUGGGAAAACACAAGAGGUGACAUUUUACCAUCCUACCAUUCUUGGGGGGCUAUUCACCAAAGGUCACCAGAGCCCCCUGAGCACAUGGAGCAGGACAGAUCAAAGACCAGUGAGAGCAGGAAGGCAAACCAGUUUUCUUCGUCCCUGAAAAAUCAAAUACAACUUCCAGGUGUCCAAGAGACUGAUGCCUACAAUGAGCAGUGCACUUCAGAUCAAAAUCAAGCUUUACGACAUGGAGAGCAAAAAUCUAGUCACACACGACUUGGCAAUGAAGAAAGAACACCAAUGACAGAAGCCCAGACAUCACAUCAUAUUGUGGAAAGUUGCAUUAGGGAUGAAGUGGAAAAUGAUGUAGGAGAAAACCUCCCUAGAACAGAAACUUAUGAUUCUUCUUUCAUUCCCCAGACACAACCCAAGAGCAAUGUAAAAGUUAUGAAGAUAAAUUCUGUUCCAUACAAAAAUAGAAUAGAGCUUUCCAAGGAUACCAGUACUUCUCCUUUUAGUCAUCAAGCCAUUUGGCAUCUAACCAAUAGUAGCAAAAAAGGAACUGACAGCGCAAAUGCGUUGCCCAGCGAUGACAGCACUGAAGCGCUAGAGAUAAAAAUAGUAGGAGGAGAAGAGAACAAAAUACUCCAUGAAAGCAAGACAAAUUCUGGGAUGUUAAUUCGGACCACGCAAGUGACCUCGAAAGGCACCACCGAAGAGAAGCAGAAAACUUGGGAAAAUGGAAAAAGUGAAAAACAUUUAUUAUACGAUUCAAGCUCUGUCAAGGCGACUAUUACAGCGAAGGAUGUGAGUAUCACAAGUUCUCACGAGAAUGAAAAUCAACCACCUGGCAGUGAAAUAGAUCUUCAAACUAAUAACAACGUAUAUGAUUUAAGAAAAGUUAAAAAUAUUCAACCAGAUACAGAUAACAGUGUACAUAAAGAAGGUGAAGGGACAGCAAGGACAGCGGAGAAGCGUGAAGUACUUUCCCCCUCACCAGAGUUAAAAGACAUUAAUUUUGAGGCAGAAAAUGAGGUACUUCUAAUUCCUACCAGGAGAAAUGGAGCUGAAGACUCCGCUCCAAAACCUGCACUGUAUCUACCAUCUGCUGAAUAUGCUAAUACAUCGCCUUUCCAGGCAGAACAAAGUGAACAAAAUAACUCAAAUAAUAUUCAUUCUCUACGUUAG